Vitis riparia (riverbank grape) is the source of this 2913-nucleotide messenger RNA. RefSeq names its product probable serine/threonine-protein kinase WNK5. Gene Ontology annotation, biological process: intracellular signal transduction; protein phosphorylation. Gene Ontology annotation, molecular function: ATP binding; protein serine/threonine kinase activity. The record is from RefSeq and is a predicted model, not a curated record. NCBI's taxonomy places the organism in Eukaryota, Viridiplantae, Streptophyta, Magnoliopsida, Vitales, Vitaceae. Gene Ontology annotation, cellular component: cytoplasm.
CCUAUUCCUAGUACCAUCUUCUUCCAAACCUCUUCCGGCGUCUCUGGCUGUCUGAUCUAGUCUCUCCAGAAACCCUUUAAUUUGUUUUCUCUUUUUGUAAUCCAUUUUUGGGCUCUCCUCAUAACCACAAAUGGUGAUCACUACCACAAAGCGUGGCCACAGAUUUUUCAAGUUCAGAAGCCUAGUUUCAUGCCGAAGUCCCCUUUAUGAUGUUUUGAUAGUUGUCUAGAUCUCAGAGAAAAAACCUCUCCUCCCAGACCGACAAGCAUAUUCUGCAGUUCACCCUCCAUAACCACACUUGCCUGCAAAAGUUGUUGAUCACUGGAUCAUCGGUUGUCAAAAGAUUCUCUCUUUCAAUCUGUACCCAUUUACCUUGAUCUAUACCUAGCUAAUCGUCUCGUAACCCUACUAUUUUUCUGUGAAAAUCUGCUGAUAAAUCUCUCCCUCUUCUGCUCUCCAAACCAAAUGAUUGCUAAGGAAUACGAGUUCUCACGUGCAGUUGUUGAAAUGGCUUGGAUCAUCCUGACGAUAGAUUACUCAAGGCUCUUUUGGCUAUUGUUCCGCGUCUUCUCCUACGACUACCACGAGGGGAAGCCUCGGAUCAUCUAGCAUCUGCUCUCCGUUGCCUUCCAAAAAGUUUCCAUAUAUACAAUUUAAUAAAUACGUACAUAUAUAUUAGAAUCAACAAACAAUAGUAAGAGUAAAGUUUCAGAGAGAUUAGCGAGGUGCUUGAUUGCUCAGCCAUGAAUAAUACUCGGUUGGGAGAAUGUAGAGGUGGAGCGAGGCAACAAUUUGGAUACGUUGAGACCGAUCCAUCUGGUCGGUAUGGGCGUUUCAGGGAAAUUCUUGGCAAAGGAGCAAUGAAGACAGUGUACAAGGCAUUCGACGAGUUCCUUGGCAUGGAGGUGGCUUGGAAUCAGGUGAAGCUGAACGAUGUCUUCAAUUCACCCGACGAUUUGCAGCGACUCUACUCUGAGGUUCACCUCCUCAAGAACCUCGAUCAUGACUCCAUAAUGCGAUUCCACACAUCUUGGAUCGACCUUGAUGGAGGAACCUUCAACUUCAUCUCUGAAAUGUUUACCUCUGGCACCCUCAGAGAGUAUAGACAAAAGUACAAGCGGGUUGACAUUGGAGUUAUUAAGAACUGGGCACGCCAGAUUCUACAUGGGCUUGCUUAUCUGCACGGCCAUGACCCUCCGGUGAUCCACAGAGACCUCAAGUGCGAUAACAUCUUUGUGAAUGGUCAUCUUGGACAGGUCAAGAUUGGUGAUCUAGGCUUAGCAGCUAUUCUUCGGGGUUCCCAACACGCCCACAGCGUCAUAGGUACACCGGAGUUCAUGGCACCGGAAUUAUAUGAAGAAGAGUACGACGAGCUUGUAGAUGUAUACUCCUUUGGCAUGUGUGUGUUAGAGAUGCUUACUUCAGAGUACCCAUAUAGCGAAUGCUCCAAUCCUGCUCAGAUAUACAAGAAAGUGACUUCGGGAAAGCUACCAGAAGCAUUCUACAGGAUUGAAGAUGUUGAGGCAAGGGAAUUUGUGGGAAGAUGUUUAGAGCCUGUUGCAAAGAGGUUGCCUGCCAAAGAGCUCUUGAUGGACCCUUUUAGCAGUGACCAUGGAGAGCAGAUGUUGCCCAUGCUAAAGAUAUCGAGUCAGAAGCCAAGUCCUAAUGGAACAGUGGAGAAGAUACCAUCUUUCCAGACUAAUCCUAGGAAAAGGAGUACAGAUAUGACGAUCACAGGCACCAUAAAUCCGGAUGACUAUACAAUUUUUCUUAAAGUGGCAAUCUCUGAUAAAGAUGGUCUUUCAAGGAACAUUUACUUUCCCUUUGACAUUGGGAGUGACACUCCAAUAGACGUUGCAGCUGAGAUGGUGAGGGAAUUGGAAAUCACAUAUUGGGAGCCAUUUGAGAUAGCCAAGAUGAUUGAGGAGGAGAUUUUUACUUUGGUUCCAAGUUGGAAGCAAUGUACCUCACCUGAAUAGCAUAGCUUCGUAUAUGAAGAAGAAGAAGAAGAAGAAGAAGAAGAAUGAGAUGAUGAUGAUGAUGAUGACGACGAAACUUACCAUCCUUUCUACUGUUAUGCCUCUGAGUCCUCUCGGGUUGCUCUCCAAGAUCUCAGCAUUUCAUGUGAGAUCCAAUCUCAACAUAGGAACCAUAUGAUUUCCGGCGAGGACUGGUUUCAAGAAGGUUUGCUCAUCAAUGACGAUGCAAGUUCUCAAAGCUCCUUAAACUCCGACAAGUACUCCACUUUAGUUUACUGCUCAGUCACUGAAAAUGAUAUUGAUCACCUAGCUCCCAAAAGAGUAGAGCCCAUCUUCACUGCAAGUACCCACAAGUCCACUAGGUUCUGCCCUGAAGAAGGCACGAGUAGCUGGAACCAAUGCAAUGGUUCGCGGAGACCAUAUGACUCAAAUUGUCAUCGGAAAUUAAGCAGGAUAAAAUCAUUUGUGGAUGUGCGCAGCCAGCUGUUGCGGCGGUCUCUAAUGGAGAUGAUAAACAAACGGCGAUUGUUCAAAACCAUCGGAGCUGUUGAGAACAUCGGGUAUCAAGAACCAGGCAAGUUUCCCAAAGAGAUGUCAAUGACUGGUGGUUUUUCUGGGAACUCUCCCAGAAAUAGUGAAAAGCAGAGAUUUAAAUGCUGAGGUUUAUCGUUUGAUAGUUCCCUAUGAAUCCUAAAUUUGAAGAUCUUAGCUUCGCACUUUGGAUGAGUAAUGGUUGUGCUAAGGACCUAAAAUGGGCCUUUGAUUAGGCUUGAUAUAACUAGUUAGUGCGUACUUGCAUGCAUUAGACUGUAAAAAUUAAAAGAAAACCGUUAUCGUGACUCGUGUGCAAUAUACUAUGAUAAAUGUGGAUUGGAGUGAUCAGAGUUUUAAUAAUGGAUGGCCAUGAAUGAUGAUUUUCUUGUUUGAGUUGUAA